GAUUCUGCCAGUUUUGGGGAAGAGAAAGACAUGGCUGCAAGGUUACUGCUGAGAGGCGCCGUACGGGCCGCGACGACCUGCAAAUCCCGCCCGGUGCUCGCCGUGAGCCGGGGAAUGGCUGCCGGAGGAAUUCCCACUGAUGAGGAGCAGGCUACUGGACUCGAGAAGAAGAUUAUGACUGCUCUGAAGACAGGCUCUGACCCUUACAGCAUGCUGAAGCCCAAGAGUUACGCAGGCUCAAAGUCGGACCCUCAUAUUGUCCCUUCCAUCACCAACAAAAGAAUUGUCGGCUGCGUCUGUGAGGAGGACAACACUGCUGUGGUUUGGUUUUGGCUUCAUGAGGGUGAAGCUCAGCGAUGCCCUUCCUGCGGCUCUCAUUACAAGCUGGUGCCUCAUGAGCUUCCUCACUGAGCCUUAAAUCCCAUAAUUCCACAGGCCCCGCCACCUCUGUCAUGUUCGUCUUUUUUUGCAGGGAAGUUCAGGAGAUGUAACCUUUCCUGAUGUGGGACGCAAUCUUUUAACAAUUCCAAAAAAAAGCAGUUUACGUAAAUUAUUGGAGUGUCGUUUGUUGCGUUUGGUCUGGUUACACUUAAUAAACAUGAUUACUC
Messenger RNA from Danio rerio (zebrafish), 608 nucleotides. RefSeq names its product cytochrome c oxidase subunit 5Ba (gene cox5ba). Gene Ontology annotation, cellular component: mitochondrial envelope; respiratory chain complex IV; mitochondrial inner membrane. Lineage: Eukaryota; Metazoa; Chordata; Actinopteri; Cypriniformes; Danionidae. Gene Ontology annotation, biological process: mitochondrial electron transport, cytochrome c to oxygen. The record is from RefSeq and is marked predicted.